UGCCGCGAAAUGACGUAUUUAGGAGUCGGCCAUGAUGGCGGCUUACAGUGUAGCUAAAGGCGGCCGUGGCUUAUUCAGCGGCUUGCGUCUGUCCUUCCGGAGUUUGGUCCAAGUCAAACAUGGCAGCCUACCGCGCGGCCGCGGCUACUGCGUCAGCCAGCUGUCCGUCAAGGAGAGGAUCGAGAAGAAGCGGCAGGCGGCGCUUAUCGGCGGAGGUCAGACGAGGAUCGACGCGCAACACAAGCGGGGUAAGCUGACGGCCAGAGAGCGCGUGGCCCUCCUGCUGGACCCCGAGUCCUUCGUGGAGUCGGACAUGUUUGUGGAGCACCGCUGCUCCGACUUCGGCAUGGAGCAGGACAAGAACAAGUUCCCAGGUGACAGCGUGGUGACGGGGCGGGGCCGGAUCAACGGCCGCCUGGUUUACGUCUUCAGUCAGGACUUCACGGUGUUCGGCGGCAGCUUGUCAGGAGCUCACGCACAGAAGAUCUGCAAGAUCAUGGACCAGGCCAUGAUGGUCGGGGCCCCCGUCAUCGGCCUUAACGACUCAGGAGGCGCUCGCAUCCAAGAGGGGGUGGAGUCUCUGGCGGGGUAUGCCGACAUCUUCCUGAGGAACGUGAUGGCGUCCGGCGUGGUCCCUCAGAUCUCCCUCAUCAUGGGGCCGUGUGCGGGCGGCGCCGUGUACUCGCCCGCCCUCACCGACUUUACCUUCAUGGUGAAGGACACGUCGUACCUGUUCAUCACGGGCCCGGACGUGGUCAAGUCCGUCACCAACGAGGACGUCACGCAGGAGGAGCUGGGCGGAGCCAAGACGCACACCACCGUGUCGGGUGUGGCGCACCGGGCCUUCGAGAACGACGUGGAGGCCCUGCUGCAGCUGCGGGAGUUCUUCAACUUCCUGCCGCUCAGCAACCAGGACCCUGCGCCCGUCAGAGAGUGUCACGACUCCAGCGAGCGCUUGGUGCCGUCACUGGACACCAUCGUGCCCCUGGAGUCCACUAAAGCCUACGACAUGCUGGACAUCAUCCACGCGAUUGUGGACGAGAGGGACUUCUUCGAGAUCAUGCCCAACUACGCCAAGAACAUGGUGGUGGGCUUCGCCCGCAUGAACGGACGCACCGUGGGCGUGGUGGGCAACCAGCCCAAAGUGGCGUCCGGUUGUCUGGACAUCAACUCCUCGGUGAAGGGAGCGCGCUUCGUCCGCUUCUGCGACGCCUUCAACGUGCCCAUCGUCACCUUCGUGGACGUGCCGGGCUUCCUGCCGGGGACGUCCCAGGAGUACGGCGGCAUCAUCAGGCACGGCGCCAAGCUGCUGUACGCCUUCGCCGAGGCCACCGUGCCCAAGAUCACCGUCAUCACCAGGAAGGCUUACGGAGGCGCUUACGACGUGAUGAGCUCCAAACACCUGAGAGGAGACAUCAACUACGCCUGGCCCACGGCUGAGGUCGCCGUCAUGGGAGCCAAAGGAGCAGUCCAGAUCAUCUUCAGAGGGAAGGACAACCAGGCGGAGGCGGAGACACAAUAUGUGGACACUUUUGCUAACCCUUUCCCCGCCGCAGUCAGAGGUUUUGUGGACGACAUCAUCGAGCCGGCGACGACUCGCAAGAAGAUCUGCCGAGACCUGGAAGUGUUGGCCAGCAAGAAGCAGGUCAACCCUUGGAAGAAACACGCCAACAUUCCCCUGUGAUGACAUCACUGUCUUCAUGGUAGCAACACCGUGGCCAUCAUAUCCAUCUCUGUCUUCAUGGUAGCAACACCGUGGUGAUCGUAUGCAUCACCGUCUUCAUGGUAGCAACACCGUGGCCAUCAUAUCCAUCUCUGUCUUCAUGGUAGCAACACCGUGGCCAUCAUAUCCAUCUCUGUCUUCAUGGUAGCAACACCGUGGUGAUCGUAUGCAUCACCGUCUUCAUGGUAGCAACAUAUGCAAUAGAAGCUUAUCAUGCAGAAGAAGAAUUGACGUGAGCAUGGUGUUCAGGCUCCUCCUUCUUAUGUGAUGUCACUCCUCACAUUUUCUACAUCAAACGUUGUUACAAGUAGAAAGUGUGCCUUUUUAAUGACAGUCCAAUAAAUCUGUUACAGCAAACAAGCAGUGCAGUUUUAUCAGGGGAGUCCAAGCCUUUGGACUAUUAACUAUAUAUGUACAGUAUAGGCCAAAAGUUAGGACACACAUUCUCUUUCAAUCUUUAUUUUCAUGACUAUUUACAUUGUAGAUUGUCACAUCAAAACU
Molecule: messenger RNA, 2224 nt
Organism: Entelurus aequoreus (snake pipefish)
Lineage: Eukaryota; Metazoa; Chordata; Actinopteri; Syngnathiformes; Syngnathidae
Product: propionyl-CoA carboxylase beta chain, mitochondrial-like
Exons: 13
Coding region: 32-1684 (550 amino acids)
Cellular component (GO): mitochondrion
Molecular function (GO): propionyl-CoA carboxylase activity
Source: RefSeq, a predicted model, not a curated record